UGUAGGAGCCGUGGGUGGAUGGGAGAGCGGCCGUAGGGGGUGUGUGUGGGGCGUUUCUGCUGCCCCGCCCCCUGCCCCACCCUUCUCUCUCCCUCCUUCCCUUUCACCUUUCUGGAUGCCGCGGCUGCUGGCUCGAAGCCGGAGGCAGAAGUCGACUGGAAGGGAAACCGAGAUGGAGCUGGCGGCGGCGCAGCUCCUGCGCUUCGGCCGAGGCGCCUUGCAGUUAAGAAGAAACUUCUUGACUUGCCUGUCCUCUUGGAAAACUCCUCCUCGUUUCUUAAAAUCUUCCCAAUCAGAAGCUUUAUAUAACGUAUCAGAUAAUGGGGUAACAUUUGCUCCACUUCAAACAUUUACAGAAGAGGAAAUGAUGAUUAAAAACAUGGUUAAAAAAUUUGCGGAGAAACAAGUUGCUCCUUUCGUGGCAGCAAUGGAUGAAAAUUCGCAAAUGGACAAAUCAAUAAUAGAAGGAUUAUUUCAACAAGGGUUGAUGGGUAUUGCAACUGAAACAAAGUAUGGAGGGACAGGAGCUUCAUUUUUUUCCUCCAUCCUAGCAAUAGAGGAAUUAGCAAAGGUUGAUGCAUCUGUAUCUAUUAUGUGUGACAUCCAGAAUACAUUAAUCAAUAAAUUGAUUGGAAGAUUCGGGACAGAAGAACAAAAGGCAACCUACUUGACCAAGCUGACUAAAGACACAAUAGGAAGUUUUUGCCUUUCUGAGGCUCAGGCUGGCAGUGAUGCAUUUGCUUUAAAGACUAAAGCUGAGAAGAAGGGAGACUAUUAUAUCAUCAAUGGGUCCAAAAUGUGGAUUAGCAAUGCAGAAUAUGCAGGAGUUUUUCUGGUGAUGGCAAAUGCUGAUCUUAAUAUGGGUUAUAGAGGAAUUACAUGUUUCUUGAUAGAUCGUGAUACAGAAGGAUUUCAGAUAGGGAAGAAAGAAAACAAAUUAGGACUCAGAGCAUCUUCUACCAAUACAUUGAUGUUUGAUAAUGUUAAGGUACCAGAAACUAAUAUCCUAGGACGGCUUGGCAGUGGGUACAAAUAUGCCAUUGAAAUGCUUAAUGAAGGCAGAAUAGGAAUUGCUGCACAGAUGUUAGGACUGGCACAAGGAUGUUUUGACUAUACCAUUCCAUAUCUUAAAGAAAGAAUACAGUUUGGUGAAAGAAUAUUUUCUUUUCAGGGAAUUCAACAUCAAGUAGCUCAAGCGGCCACGCAGCUCGAGGCUGCAAGAUUGCUGACGUACAAUGCUGCCAGACUUUCACAGACUGGAAAAUCAUUUAUAAAAGAAGCUUCCAUGGCAAAAUACUUUGCAUCAGAGGUUGCUGGACUGACAACUAGUAAAUGCAUAGAGUGGAUGGGUGGAGUUGGGUAUACCAAAGAUUUUCCAGUGGAAAAAUACUUCAGAGAUGCAAAGAUUGGUGUGAUAUAUGAAGGAUCAUCAAAUAUCCAGUUAAAUACCAUAGCAAAAUUGUUAGGUCAAGAAUACUGAGGAUCAUAAGAACAUGAUGACUGUUACUGUAGCCACUUAUGUAAAACAUAAAUCGAGUGCCUUAUAUGGGAAACAGUGGAAUGUUUUCAAGCUGGAAUUGUCUUCUGUACUACUUACGUUCUUUUGGAAUAUAUUGGGUCUCCUGCCUCUUGCUUGUCACCAGUGAUUCAAAGCAGGUAACUUUGCUUCAUGGUGAGCAAAGUUACUUUUUCCCAGCAUUGGGCAAAUUGAGAUAUUUCUUUGAAGUUAAUUAUUACAAAAAUUGUCAUUUCAACUUUAUUUAAAAUCUAUCAUAUUUCUAAUACAGAUUAGAGAAAUUGGUAUUGGAGUACGUUAUUUGUAUUUAAUAUCUUUGCAGAUUCACCAAUGUCUAGUAUAGUGCAUCGAACAUAUUCUAUUUUGCAUAUGAUUUUGAAAGAUUGAAUGCUGG
Phascolarctos cinereus (koala) is the source of this 1910-nucleotide messenger RNA. RefSeq names its product acyl-CoA dehydrogenase short/branched chain (gene ACADSB). The record is from RefSeq and is a predicted model, not a curated record. Gene Ontology annotation, cellular component: mitochondrion. Gene Ontology annotation, molecular function: acyl-CoA dehydrogenase activity; flavin adenine dinucleotide binding. Lineage: Eukaryota; Metazoa; Chordata; Mammalia; Diprotodontia; Phascolarctidae.